This is a messenger RNA of Diversispora eburnea, 366 nucleotides long. NCBI's taxonomy places the organism in Eukaryota, Fungi, Glomeromycota, Glomeromycetes, Diversisporales, Diversisporaceae. The record is from the annotation of a GenBank genome assembly.
AUGGCCGCUACCGCUGUUAAUCCCAAAGCUUUCCCUCUGGCUGAUGCUGAUUUGACUAAUCAAAUACUUGAUCUUGUCCAACAAGCUUUACAUUAUAAACAAUUAAAGAAAGGUGCCAAUGAAGCCACCAAAACAUUAAAUCGUGGUAUGUCUGAAUUUAUUGUGAUGACUGCUGAUACAGAGCCAAUUGAAAUUGUAUUACAUUUACCGUUAUUAUGUGAAGAUAAAAAUGUUCCCUACGUCUUUGUUCCGUCUAAAACUGCUUUGGGACGUGCAUGUGGUGUUUCUCGUGCAGUCAUUGCUGCCUCUAUAAUCAGUAACGAAGCAUCAGAACUUAAACCUCAAAUUCAGGCGAUCAACCUUUAA